Hyalella azteca is the source of this 1871-nucleotide messenger RNA. RefSeq names its product ubiquitin-conjugating enzyme E2 J2-like. The transcript is spliced from 4 exons. The coding region runs from base 65 to 778 and encodes 237 amino acids. The record is from RefSeq and is a predicted model, not a curated record. NCBI's taxonomy places the organism in Eukaryota, Metazoa, Arthropoda, Malacostraca, Amphipoda, Hyalellidae.
AUAAGCAUGUUACACUUAAUUUAACUUCUGUCUCAGAUUGUACAUAUUUGAUGAUAAUAGCAAAAUGAGCAAAGUUUCUGUAACAGCAACUUACCGUUUGCGAUCUGAUUAUAUGAGAAUGAAGAAAGAUCCCGUGCCCUAUGUCACUGCAGAGCCACUACCAUCAAAUAUUCUUGAGUGGCAUUAUGUGGUGCAAGGUCCAGAAGACAGUCCUUACUAUGGUGGCUUUUACCAUGGCAAGCUGAUGUUUCCAAUGGAAUAUCCCUUCAGGCCACCCAGUAUCUACAUGACUACUCCCUCUGGUCGUUUUAAGACCAACACUCGACUUUGUCUUUCCAUAUCUGAUUUUCAUCCUGACACUUGGAAUCCUGCUUGGUCUGUUGCAACAAUCCUCACUGGUCUCCUUUCCUUCAUGCUUGAGAAGUCGCCCACCUUUGGCAGCAUUGAGAGUUCAGAUGCAGAGAAGCAAGCAAUGGCCAUCAAAUCCUGGCAGUUCAACCUAGAUAAUAAAAUAUUCUGUGAACUUUUCCCUGAAAUAGUGCAAAUAAUUAAAGAGAAGCAGCAAAAAAGGCUCGAAGAAAUGGCAGCUCGUGUGCGUCUGAUGGAGAAGAACAACAAUGUGAGCUCUGCAUGCGGCAGUCCGAGUAGCGCAUCCGUGGAUGCCAAUACCAGCACUUCCAUGGCGGUGCUCACGAACAUGGCUGUUGUCACUGGUUUUGCGCUCAUUGCCUGGCUUGUGCGAUACAUUGUACUGGGACUUUAUGAUGAAGAUUUAUAGUUAUCAUUCAGUAGCUCAGAUAUAUGUAAUCUCCAGAGACUAUAUAGAUUUUUAUCUCAUCAAUGCUAUGGCUGGUGAUGCUGUAUGCUAAUGUGUGUUGUGUACGGUAUAGAUAUGGCGUGUUCAUAGGAAGUGGUGGGGUUAAAGGAGUGAGCUCAAUUUCUAUACUUCCUAUUAUGAAAUUAUUCAUUAGUUUUUGUCCACACAUUUGGUAAAGGGCGCUUCAAUUCAACGGCGAGCUACGAAAAAUUCCUGAUUCGUUUCUACAACUACAGUAUUUAUAUAAUCUAGACAGCCAAAUAAUAUCCAUGCUAUUGGUAGACCUCAAUUCGAUUUCGCCUGCAUGUUAUCAUGUGAAAUUCAGCCGCGAUAUGUGCUGUUCUCUAUUCUGAUAUUUUCCCUAACCACCCUAAGUUAUUAGGGAAUGAUGAAGAUGAAAAUGGGGACAUACUAACAUGUUAUGUUUUUUUCUAUGACCAAGCUUCGUUUACAAAAGAACCCUCCAUUCUCUGGUUGCUGAGUACCUUGUUAAUGGUAUCUUUGUUUUGGGUCGUUCUUCAGUCAACCGUAAAAUUGAUUCUAAGUCACACUUACUUGGUAAUAAAGAGCGCGCGCAAAUUUAAAUGAUUGGGUUUUGCUAUUAGGUGCACAACUGCCUUCAUUAUUAGCGGUUUAAAUACAAGUUGUUAUUUUCUUCUGACUGCGGUUUGAGAAAACAUGCUGUAGAGAUGAGCUCACGAGCUGCCGAGCAUUGGUGCGAAUGGAUCGUAUGAGGUCGUUUAUGUUAUAAAUUACACUCUUUCCACUGCUGCUUGUAACUUCCAUUAUAACUGUAAAAACAUCUUUAACUUAUUUAUGCACUGAAGACAUCAUAGUAAAACGUAGGUUACUUAUGUCUAAGGCAACAAUGGAGUCCUUGCUUUAUUUUAAAUUAAGUACGGUAACAUUUGAUAAUUAUUUAGCAUUCUGUCGCCAGUGUUUGCCCGCUUUGAGUGUUGAAAAAUUCCCCACUUUUAAUACCGUACCGUUUGUUUUUUCCCGUUGCGCUCUGUUAUUUUUGGCUAGAAAAACAAAAUGAAAUUCUUGUACAAUG